Microthlaspi erraticum is the source of this 1530-nucleotide messenger RNA. The record is from the annotation of a GenBank genome assembly. NCBI's taxonomy places the organism in Eukaryota, Viridiplantae, Streptophyta, Magnoliopsida, Brassicales, Brassicaceae.
AUGGAUCUAGAGGAGUUGACGUCGAAAGCAAAGCAAAUACAAGAGGAGAUGUUGGAGGAGAUACUCCGAGUUAACGCAAACACAGAGUAUCUUCGACGCUUUCUCCAUGGGAGCACUGAUAAAGAGCUUUUCAAGAAGAACGUACCGGUGAUCACCUAUGAAGAUGUUAAACCUUACAUUGAACGUGUCGCUAAUGGAGAACCCUCAAAUCGUACUUUCCGGCAUUUCAAAGGCGUCGAGGAUGGAAAGGUGUUAGCAUUUCUUAACACUAGACCACUAUACAAGAUUCUGUCUGGUAUACCGGUUGCUCCGGUGAUUACAAGCUUCAUAAUGACCGAUUAUUUCAAGAACUGGUCAUCAAAAUGUUACGCCAGCCCUGACCAAGUCAUAUUAUGCACCGACAACAACCAGAGUAUAUACUGUCAUCUUCUUUGUGCUCUUGUCCAAAGAGAGGAGAUUGUGAGUAUCUUUGCACCCUUUGCUUCUACGGUAAUCCAAGCUAUCAAAUUUCUUGAAAAUAUCCGAUCCGGUGAUCUUAGCGAGUGGAUCACCGACCGUGGAUGCAGAGACUCUGUCUCUGUCAUACUUAGAGGACCUAAUCUUGAAUUGGCAGAUGUGAUUGAACAUGAAUGCAGUCAGAAAUCAUGGGAAGGUAUGAUCACACGGCUAUGGCCCAACAUCAAGUUCGUUCAAAGCAUAAUCACAGGACAGAUAAGUCAAUACAUUCCAAUAUUGGAGUACUACUCCAACAAAUUGCCUCUCAUCUCCGUUGGUUAUUCGUCUUCUGAAACAUUGUUAGGGGUAAAUGUGAAUCCUCUAUGCAAACCACAAGAUAUAUCUUAUACAUUUUCCCCCAACAUGUCCUACUUGGAAUUUCAAGAAGAAGGAAACAAUGAUGAAAUAGUUGAUCUUGUCAACGUCAAGAUAGGUUGCUCAUAUGAGGUCUUGGUCACAAAUCAUUUUGGGAUAUACAGAUAUAGAUUGGGAGAUAUUCUACAGGUGACUGGAUUUUACAAUACUCCACCUCAGUUCAGAUUUGUACGCAGAAAAAAUAUGGUUAUAAGUGUUUUCAUGGAGGUAACAACUGAAGACGAUAUCAUGAAGGCGUUGAAUCGUGCGAGAGUUGUUCUUGAGUCUUCAGGAUUAAUGUUGAUGGGCUUCACAUGUUAUUCCGAUAUCUCCACUAUUCCUGGUCACUACGAUUUUUAUUGGGAACUCAAGGCCAAAAACUUUGAAGGCAUUGUUAAGCUCGGUAACAAGGUAAUGGUGAAAUGUUGUUGUGUGAUGGAGGAAUCAUUUAAUGCUCUUUAUAGAGGAUUUAGGAACAAGAAUGACUCCAUCGGAGCUCUAGAGAUAAGGGUAGUGCAAGAAGGAACGUUCGAUUAUCUCAUGGAACAUUUCAUCUCUGAGGGUGGUGCUUCUGCAUCUCAAUACAAGACACCUAUAUGUACCAACUCUCCUGAAGUUUUAGCAAUUCUUGAAGACAGAGUUGUUGCUCGGUUUUUCAGCGACAAAACUCCUCCUCUCUGA